Chanos chanos (milkfish) is the source of this 3814-nucleotide messenger RNA. It is a transcript of the gene map3k10, whose product is annotated as mitogen-activated protein kinase kinase kinase 10. Lineage: Eukaryota; Metazoa; Chordata; Actinopteri; Gonorynchiformes; Chanidae. The transcript is spliced from 11 exons. Bases 494 to 3706 code for a protein of 1070 amino acids. Gene Ontology annotation, biological process: protein phosphorylation; positive regulation of apoptotic process. The record is from RefSeq and is a predicted model, not a curated record. Gene Ontology annotation, molecular function: ATP binding; JUN kinase kinase kinase activity; protein binding.
AAAGGCCUUACGACAAGAACGUUUUGUACUUAACAGUACCACGUCGAGCUUUUUAUGAUUACAAUUAGCUCUCCAAACGCGGACAGACUGCAUCUCCAGACGCCAACUGGAAUAGCCUACAACCUUAUACACAGAGACUAGUAGUCCUGGGGUUUCAUUUUACUUGUGCAUUACCAAAAUAAAGUAGCCGUAGGAAAAGAAUUGAUUUAAAAUAAUAAACAAGAUAGCCUGUCUCCUGAGGUCAUUGUCAAACUGAUGCACGUAAAGGUCACCCUGGCAACACUGGGUAUAGCGCUAACGCACUAUAAAUGCUAACGCGCUGGACGUGUCCCAUUAUCAAAGCUAACUACCUGAACAGUGCCAGCAGAGCCUGAUUAUUGAUUUGUCCCCUCUUGUUGAGGAGGCUUGGGUUUGGUCCAUGGCUACCGCAUGGAUUUUGUGCCUGAGUUGACGGAGGGCUACCCCAUCAGCACUGACCAGCGGGAUCCACACUAUGGACCCGCAUACAAGACAGAACAGUGGAGGAGCCAGCACCAACCCGCUGCACUGCUCCAACUGUGGGGAGUGUUGUGAAGCACCCCUGCCAGUAACUUUCAGUAUCUCAACGCCACCAAACAUGACCAGGCCCCCAUGUCUCACACAAACUGAGAAUGGAAGCUGCUGGACCUCAUCCACCUUGCCUUCAUCCAGAGGCUCACCAGACACUCACCCCCAUCACCUCCACCAUCAACACCAUCAAGGAGGAUCUAAUCCGUACUGGACAGCAGUGUUUGAUUACGAAGCGGCAGCUGACGAGGAGCUGACUCUACGGCGUGGGGACCUGCUGGAGGUGCUUUCCAAGGACUCUAAAGUCUCUGGCGAUGAGGGAUGGUGGACAGGUAAGAUCCAGGACAAGGUGGGCAUCUUCCCCAGCAACUACGUGACACGGCGAGAUGCCAGCUACCCAGCACUUCCUCCGGGUGGCCUGCUAGCAGGUGGGGAGAGCCCAUUGGAGAUUGAUUUCUCUGAACUGUGCUUGGAGGAAGUGAUUGGUGCUGGUGGAUUUGGUAAGGUGUAUAAGGGAGUGUGGCACAGUGAGGAGGUGGCCGUGAAAGCAGCCCGGCAGGAUCCGGACGAAGACAUCAGCGCCACGGCCGAGAGUGUCCGACAGGAGGCCCGUCUCUUCUGGAUGCUCCGACACCCCAACAUUAUCGCUCUUCGUGGGGUUUGCCUGAAGGAGCCCAACCUCUGUCUGGUGAUGGAGUAUGCCAGAGGUGGGGCGCUCAACCGGGCACUGGCUGGGAAGAAGGUGCCCCCACGGGUACUGGUGAACUGGGCUGUGCAGAUUGCCACUGGCAUGGACUACCUACACAAUCAGACAAUUGUGCCAGUCAUUCACAGAGACCUCAAAUCCAGUAACAUUUUGAUCCUGGAGCCAGUGGAGAGGGACGACCUAAGCGGGAAGACCCUGAAAAUCACGGACUUUGGUCUGGCACGAGAGUGGCACCGUACCACCAAGAUGAGUGCGGCGGGCACAUACGCCUGGAUGGCACCGGAGGUCAUAAAACUGUCGCUGUUUUCCAAAAGCAGUGACGUCUGGAGCUUUGGGGUGUUGCUUUGGGAGCUGCUCACGGGUGAGGUGCCGUAUCGGGAGAUCGAUGCGCUGGCUGUGGCGUACGGCGUGGCCAUGAACAAGCUGACUCUCCCCAUCCCCUCCACCUGUCCCGAGGCCUUCGCACAGCUGCUGACAGAGUGUUGGAGUCCUAACCCUCACAGUCGGCCGUCGUUUGGCUGUAUCUUAAAGCGUCUGCAGGCCAUUGAGCAGUCGUCCAUGUUUCAGAUGCCUCUGGAGUCUUUCCACUCCCUACAGGAGGACUGGAGACUGGAAAUCCAGCAGAUGUUUGAUGAGCUGAGGGCUAAGGAAAAGGAGCUCCGCUCGUGGGAGGAAGCUCUGGCACGUGCAGCAGAGGAGCAGCGGGAACAGGAGGAGCAGCUGAGGAGACGAGAGCAGGAGCUUGCUGAACGUGAGAUAGACAUCGUGGAGCGUGAACUCAACAUCAUUAUCCACCAGAUGUACCAGGAGAAGCCCCACGUCAAAAAACGAAAGGGCCAUUUCAAGAAGAGCCGCCUGCUCAAACUAGGCCGUGACAGCAACUGCAUUAGUCUGCCCUCUGGGUUUGAGCAUAAGAUUACAGUCCAAGCAUCCCCGAGCGUGGACAAGAGGAAGACUCCGGGGAGUGAGAAUACCACUCCUCCCGCCAGUCCAGGGGUCCCACCGCGGCUCCGAGCCAUUCGAUUGACGCCCAGUGAUGGGAGGAAGACGUGGGGACGUACAGCGGUGUGUAAGAAGGAGGAUCUGGCGGGCACAAAGAAGAAGGGACGUACCUGGGGGCCCAGCUCCACCCAUCAGAGAGAGAGAGUGGGGGGAGAGGACAGGUUGAAGUCAUUAGGGGAGGGCUCCAAGGUGUGGUCCUCCAGUGCCCCAAACUUGGGCAAGUCUCCAAAACAUGCUCCAAUGACUGCUGGCUUCUCCAGCCUCAAUGAAAUGGAGGAGCACUGUGAGUUUGAGGACUCGCCCACGUCGCGGCUGGCUCCGGAGCUGAGCAGUAACGGGGCGGUGGAUGAGAGUGGGGCCUUGUGGGUGGGGGUGGGUCCGGGCGUCGGGGCUCAGGACUCGGUGAGGCGCUGCAAUCAAAGAAAGAAGAGUGACCUGCUGCUGCUCGGAUGCGCCUCCAUUCUGGCCUCCGUCGCACUGGGGCACGACCUCCUCCAACUGGGACGCUUACAGAUGAGUCAGGAUGAGCAUGACCAGCGGGAGGAGCAGCGGAAAAAGAAGGAGGGGCUUUUUCAGAGAACAGGGCGUUUCCGCCGCAGCACGUCCCCACCUAGCCGCACGCUUUCCCUCUCUCUGUCUCACAGUCGACAUCACGACUCCACCCUUCCAUGUCUGGACCCCUCUCCAUCUGUCACUCUUCUCUCUCUCUCCUCCCUCUCCGACUGCAACUCUACCAAAUCCCUCCUGCCCUCUGAUCCUGACGAUCUCGCCCCCACGCCAGCCAGCUCCAUCCCAGUGAUCUCCCCAGCACCCGCUCUCAACCCAUUACUGGACCUGCGGGCAGAGAGCUUUAAAAAGGAGCCCAACCAGUCGCUAACGCCCACCCACGUAUCUGCUGCCAUGGCGCUGAACCGCGGGCACCGCCGAACACCGUCCGAUGGCGCGAUCCGACCUCGCGCGCAGACGGUGGUGGGUCAUCGACGCACCCCCUCUGAUGGCAGCAUGCCCAUCCCACCAGUGCCCAUUCCCACCACCACACCACACACAGGUUCUCAGGAGACCCUGGACAUUCCACGUUUACCUGAUCCAUCCACCGUCUACCCCCUGCUGCAACGCCGCAAGCCUCCACCUCCUGUCCCCCUCAUUUCCGAAAGCCAGACGGGAGGUGGCACACUGGAGAGGCCCAAAACUCUGGAGUUUGCACCCCGGCCACGGCCCACCCCGGCACGGGCAAGGCCGGACCCAUGGAAGCUGUCGUCUCUGUCACGGACCCUGAGUUCGUCUCCAGGCAGCAGCUGUGACAGCCCGCUGGGCUCUGGGGACAGCGGGGUUGGUGGAGCCAGGCCAACCCUGUUGGAUAUGGACAUGGAAGGGCAGAGUCAGGACAGCACUGUGCCCCUGUGCGGCCAACAUCCACCUCCACCCACCCUUUGUGGGCCACACCUCUCAUAAUGAUCACCAGAGCUUAACGCUCAGUCCCAGUUGGCUCUCCGCCAGGGGAAACACAUCACACACACACGAACCUCCCACUGGUGUGGUUUUUUUCUCAGUGACCUAUGA